Messenger RNA from Trichoderma breve, 489 nucleotides. RefSeq lists its product as uncharacterized. The coding region runs from base 1 to 489 and encodes 162 amino acids. The transcript has 2 exons. NCBI's taxonomy places the organism in Eukaryota, Fungi, Ascomycota, Sordariomycetes, Hypocreales, Hypocreaceae. The record is from RefSeq and is a predicted model, not a curated record.
AUGUGUCAGAUCUGCCUUCAAGAGCUGCAGGUUGAGGGCAAUGAAGAUCCAAUGUGGUGGAAAAAACAUGUUGAAAGCGACAUGGAACACUACACUUGCCUCUCUGGUGAUUGCGAAAAGUCGCUAUGCUACUUCAAAAAUUUCGAUUCUUGGCUGGAGCAUAUGAACCAGGAGCACCUGGCUAGAGACACGGAUAUAUGCCCGCUAUGUGAAGAGUCCAUCAAUGACUCGGAACCGGUCAUCCAGCAAUCUAAGGUAGAAAAUGAUGGCUCUCACAAAAAAGUCCGUCAGCGGUCUGACGGCCAGCAAUCCAUAUUAGGGGCUCUACAGAAUGAUGAGAACGAUGAAAAGCGCUCUGCUACCAACACUAACAGCUCCAUAGGACCGAACGAAAUGGAUCUACGGAUGGCCGCUCACAUCGCUGACCACUUGAAGAGCGUAUCACUCUUAUGCCUUGACGGUCUAGAACCUAGGCCUGAACGGCGAUGA